GUGGGGCAUGGGGCGCGAGGGCCUGAGUCACGGGAGGCGUGCCUGUGGUGAGAGGGAUCCCUGUGGCCUGACAGCUGGCCCAGCACACCCAGCCUGCCUCGCUUCUCGCCUCUAUCGUAGGCUUCCUGCAAACUGUGGAGGAAGGAUUUCUCACUCAGCCUCAUUCUGCCUAUUUGUGCAUUGUGCAGUUAAUUAAGGAAGAAAUGAAGAGUGCUCUAUCACCCAAAAUUUUAAUUGAAUUGUUCCAAUAGCAGUGAUGUGGGGGAGGAUACGAUGUGCUAAAAGUAAAGUUUUUUGCACUUAUCAGCUCUCUAUCGUUUCUAUAGGAAGGCCCACGUAACUCCAUUAUACAGCUAUUUCAAGAGUGAUUGAAAAAGAGCCACUGAAGCACCCAGGAGAGAACGGAGUUGGGAGAUUUGGUGCUUUUGAAUUGCUGUCACAAACAAUCUAAUGUUGAAACACUCUGUAGUACAAAUGUGAUAUAUAUAUCCCCAGUCAGCUGUGUUUUCAUUAGAAUUUGAGACAUUGAAAACUUCUCUUGAUUCAAUUUGCGAUGCGGUGGAGUAACCUGGAGAAUAAGCCAGAUGGGAAGAGAGGCCUUGUAUCACAGGUAUUUGCCAAGAAGUUACCAAAACUCAACACUAUAAGAAUAUUUUAAACAGUUUUACCAGGGUUACUUACUGCUUUCAAACACAUACUCUCCUAUUGUCAUUAAAGAAAAUGAAAAAAUAUGGCAAGCCCCUGUAAUAUAAAAACCCUUAUGCUGUCGUUGAAAGUAGGCAUUUAUUGCUGCUGCCGCCACUGAUAUAAAAUGACUGACACUCUGAAAUGGGGACCAUGGGAGGUUUAGAUGGAAGCAAGCCUGAAAUGUUUCUUUCUCCAAGAACAGGCAGCCUAACCUUUUUAAUAGAUGGACGUUUGACACAUCGUGAAAAAGCCAGAAAUUGUACUAGGGGAAUUAUUUCUGGACACUGAAAAUCAAUCAGCUUAGCAGCAUUAAGGCACAAUCUCCUCAGAGGCCCCUUUUGGACAUUUAAAAAAUGCAUUUUAGAUGUUCAUAACUUCCAUCUGCAAUUAGCUGGAGGAUUGGCUGCUUGUAAUUUUUGAAUCAUUCAAGAAAGUAACACCUGCACGGCUUCUAAAAUUGUACCUUCGUGAUAGCACCACCUAGUAAUUAUUAUUCUGAGUCAUCAGCUAAUGCUCAUUACCACUUCAUAGUAGCAGUAUAAUUAAAAAUUCUGUGCCAUAUUCUGGUAGUGAUCAAGCUCUCAAGCCAACAGUGUGACUAUAGAGAAGUUAGUUUCAGUAUAUUUCUUGGUCUCUACUAUGUCUGUCUAAUGAUUUCUGGAUGAUCUUCAGUUAUUCCUGAGAUAAAGUAACAUUUUCAGUUUCCCUGGCAUGUCUUAGAUAUGAGAUUUUCCAGGCACGUCUUAGAUAGGAGUAAAUGUUGCAAGGGAAAGAACGUCAAUGCAGCAAAGGCUACUUGAGAGAGGGAGUUGUUGGGCUGGCUCUGAAAUAAGCCUGGUUCGGGUCUUGAUGGAAGUGAGCUCCGGUGCUCAUUGCUUUGAAAGUCAGGGAGGGACUAAUGAAAAGUGAGAGGCUGGUAAAAAACAGAAAAACCAAAAAACUCACAGACAACCAAACAACAAGACAAAAGAAAAGUCAUAGUCUGUUGUUAAUUUUGAGUUGUACUAAUCAUUGUGGGGUCCCUUCCUCAAUUCACACACAGGUGAGCCCAAGAAAUUAGUUUGCCUUGUUGCUUUUUUUGUUUGUUUGUUUGUUUGUUAGCUUCUGUGAAGAAAAUUGACUAAAGCAGCCAGUGGUCAUUCCUCAAGUCUUUCAUCAGUUAAUUGCGAUGAUGCCUGCAGUCACGGAGUAUUUUCAGUCCAAUCUGAGUGGCUCACACUAGCUUACACUAUCGGUCUAUCCUUUUUCUUUCCUAUUUUUCCUUGACUCUGUAUAUGAAGUGAAGCAGCACUGACAGUUAGGAGAGGGCAAAGAUUUGGAAGGUGGUUUAAUUUGUCGUUUGGGACAUGAAAGACUAAGCUUGGAAACUGUGUUCCAGCAUAGAAGAGAAGAUGAUUUAAAUGGAGAACCCUGGGUUUAAUUGCUGCCAGAAUAGCAUCGGGGACCUGAGAAACUUUGUAUCAGUCCUAUCAAAUCUACCAAGUUCCUGAGAGCAGCUUUGAUCCAGCAGGUUGUCAUUCUCUGAUCAAAUCAGCUCUAGGAGAAAGAGUUGUCACCUAUAAGCUGACACAGAUAAUGAUCAUCACUUCUGUACCUUUUCUUGGAUAAAUUAAAAGGAUUGGCUACAGUAUCUGCCUAUAAGUCUAGUCCAUAAAUACAGCCUAUUGCUUUCCUCAGAGCUCUUACCGAUUUAAUGGCAUUAGAGGUAGGCUGUUGGUGUCAGGAGCAGAUUCAUUCUAGGAGAACCAAUGCAAAAUGGUGCCAUUACGUCUCACUAUUUAAACGUGGUACUUUGAUGCAUUGGAAUAUUGCAUUUUUUCUCUAUCCACUCCACAGAGUGAUUGUGAAAACGGGCAAACCACUGUGACCUUAAUGGUCUUUUAAAUCACUGUCUUCUAAAUUGCAUUCUGACAGUGUGACCUAAAUUUUGGGUCUGCUUUUUGUAUAAUCUUGUUUAGUUACAGUAAUAAUGCCACUGUUCAGUUGGGUUGACUGUGCUAUGAGAUUCACAUCACGCUUUUGAACUCAACUUGUCCUUUCUUGCAGGUCAUGUGAAAAUGAUGGAUUUAUGCCAUCACUGGCUUUCUUAAAUAGAAGUUUUCUUCAGGUCUUGGCUCCCAUAAAUAUCAGAGGAGCUGAUAUAUCCAGAACGAUGAUCUGUUUAAUAUGCCUUGCUGACUUGGAUAGCAUUGUUUUUUAAAUAGAAAUGUUUAGGUGUAAUAAGCUAAUGCACGCUUGGUUUGCUGAAAGACACAAUGCACCUUCAUUAACCAAACUUGUCAGGCUGGGGACACUUUCUAGAUAGGAUUAUAGGUUUGAUUUUCCUGACGCUACAUUGCCCAUUUGUAGUCGGGGUUCUGCAUAGUCUUCAUUUUCUGUUAGCAUAUAUGCUCUGUUGCUUGGGGGUCAGUGCUGAGUUCAACAGUCUGCAGUUGCCACAGUGACUUCACUCACAGUUCCCAAAUAUUAACAAAAUACUAAUGCCCUUCAUUUCUUGUCCUUUAAAUUUUUCUUAGAAUAUGAUAUUUAAUCAGCCGUCAACCCCAACAGCUCCUUGGCCUACUCUUCAAAAACUUGUGGGAAUAAAUGAUUCAGUCUGACAAAUCUUAAACAUUUUAACUUUAAACAAAUGCUGUUAAACUUCUCCUGUAACUUGGUGAGAAAAUGGUGACCUGCCAACUUUCAAAGCUCAGGUAAAAUACUGUGGCUGCAGGGAGAGGAGGUGACAGAGACUAUGUCAGUGUAUUCGAAAGCCUCCAGUUUCCCAGCAGAAAGAAAACUGGUGGUGGGAAGCCAAUGCUAAACUGGAGACACCUGAGCCAGGUGUACCCAGCAGCCCAGGCUAUGGUAAUGGGAGCUUUGCUUCUGAAAGGCGACAGAUGAACACAUAACUACAGUCUUGUCAUAGUCAGGGUAGUGUAUUUUUCUGCUUUCAGUACCUGCAAUUCAGCCAUUGUCUAAUGUCACAGAUGUGGUUUGAUUUAACUUAAUUUGAGAGUAAUAUCCUACAGUAUUGAGGGAUAUUUAUGAAGCAAGUUCUUUGAAGUUCUUCCCUCCUGCUCUUAGCAUCACUUAGUCUUGCUGGAUGCCUUUUAUCUUGGUACGGGUUGCAGCCAGCCAUUAAGAAAGCUAAAUAGUGGUGCUAUUUCAGUUGGCUUUGUGUUAUUUUGCUCUUGCAUAUUAACUUUGCAAUUCUGCUUCCUAUUCUGGUUGAGUCAUAAUAUUCUUGCACUGCUAGUGGCUGUUUAUUUCAUUUAAAGUUGUGUUGCUGGAGAAAGGGAGAGGAACAAAGUAGGAAGUUAACUGAAAAAACAAGGGUAUCCAUAUACAUAAAUACAUAUAUAAACAUGUAGUGAUUUUCCAACAAUAUCAGAAAGGUGAUUCUUGCAUGAAAUACUUGUGGUCUGUUAACACAGUGCAGGAUCUCCCCGUCCCCCAUUCCCUGCUGUAGACAUGUUCUGCUUUUUCUAGUUUGUUUACGUGCAGGGGCGAAGGAAUGAAGGAGGAAGAAGAGCACUUGCCAGAGCAGCAGGGAAGGGAGCUUACAGACUGGGAAGUCUGCAGGCCUGAAGGGGAGGGAGCUGGGAGGUGGCUGUGCUUACCCCAGCACAGAGGAGAUGUGGGAGAUGCUGCGCUUGCUGCCUCCAGUCUUAUCUGUUCUCGGCCAGGAAAACUGGCUGCAUUUCCUGGUAUGCUCCAUCUGGGCUUUGUUGCAGCUCUUUAUUUUGUGUUCAGUCUCUCCAGCUUCUCAGCAGAGCUGAUGUUGGAGUUUUCCCUAUCGCUCCCAUUCUGACUCCCAUAUCUUCCUACAUUUCUGAUAGAAACCACUCAGUUGCAGCAGGCAAAUCUGUGAUGAGCGAUUUAUAAAUGUGAGCUGUCUCAAUUUGCAGUGCACUUUGUUAGUGAGAGAGCUGGAAGAGAGCAGCUACUUCUCUCUCAUGCAAAGCAAUCAGUUUCUCUUGCACUUUUCUGCAUGAACAAGAACUUCUCAAGUGAGGAGGGUGCUCCUUUGAAGUAAACAGUGGUUUGCAAGGAGGAAUCCUUACCAAUUUUGGGAGACUGAGAUACUUGUAUAUGUAUAUAUAUAUAUAUAUAUAUAUUUCUUUUUCAUAAAUCAUGCUGUAGGAGAGGAAGAUAAAUGAGAAACACCAUCUCAGGAGCCUUAGCUUUGAGAGCUCUUGGAUGUUAUUGCCAUUUUCUUUUCUCCUCAGAGAAUCUUCCUGCAAUGAGUUGCCCAGCUUUUUGGACAGUGCUUGUGUGACUAAUGGUAAUGCUCUAUUUUUAACUUUGGCUGACAUUGUUACCAGCAAUACUUUCAUAUUGAACCACUGCAAGAUAUUCAUUAAAUGACCGCUCUGCUAUGUACGUAUCAGUGGUACAGGAAAACAGACAGAACUGGAAUGUAGGUGAGUUCCACCUCGAGUUCCAGUUGCAUUCCAAGCUUCAUGUAUUUUUGCAGUCUGGAGGUAUAGUGCACUAUAGUAAGUUUUCCCUGAAGUGUCUCUCUCAGGCUCAUCCUAAGGACAAUGCCCCCUGUUUCUGUUCCUCUGAGUGCUUGCUUGGCCACUCACACACACAAAACAAAACUAUAAUGAAUUAUUUUAUUACUUUGCUUUAAAAUAUCAGAAACUUCUUACUUUUUGAAAUCCACAUUGCCUCGCAUGCCAGGUAACAACAUGGGGCACAAGGACUGGCACAGCUGAGAUGGAAGCAUAUGGCCGUGUAGGUAAUUAGAAGUGGGAAUUUCUUAAGCUAGGCUGACUGCCUAAAAAGAUCUAAUACAUGACUUCAGCCACAUCACUUGAUAUCAUUUAGAGCCUCUAGAAAGACUGCUACUUUUUUUGCUACCUGCCUCAUAAGGCUAUUUUCCUAAUACAAUUGUUUUCUGAGGAGUAGGGGUGAGAACUGGAGAUUAAGUAAAUGCCAUCCAUAGAAGCAUAGAAUGGUUUGGGUUGGAAGGGACCUUUAAGAUCAUCUAGUUCCAACCCCCCUGCUAUAGGCAGAGACAUCCCCCUCUAGACCACUGUAAAGGGAAUAGCUUUACCUGGGCUCUAAAAGGGAAACCCAGCCUGCUACCUCUGUGUUGCUGAGAAGGAGUACUCCAGUGAGCAUCAGUACUACCAUUUUGGAGGUACAACUUGCAUAAAAACAAGCAGCACAACUGUUAGUUAUUUUUUCACUGCUUCCUUGUAGGAAAGAGAGACUUGGAUUUUUAGGCCAAGUUUUAUCUAUUUCUUUGUCUCAUUUACCUCCUACUAGAAAGAAGUUUGUUUCUCCCUUUCUUCGUGCUCUUCCAGAUCAGAUUUGAGAGUUCAGCACUUCACAGCUUGGCUCUGGCUGGUUCUGAAGCAAAAUCUCACCUGUUCUAGAUGGUCUGAUCCUUUUCAGAGUAUACUUCAAGCACUGGCAACAGAAGUCCCACAACAAGUGUCUCUGAAGCAGGGAAGUUGUCCAGCUGGUUCUUUGCGCUGGUGCCAUGUGCAAUUGGUUAAUGGAUGAUCCUGCUUUUUGGAAGAAGUACAGGAAGGAUUAAAGAAAUGGAGUUUUGCUGCUGGAGUGGGGGAAACGUGGAUCAAAGCUGAGGGGUUGUAACAGAGGAUGAAGAAAAAUUUGUAUUCUCCUUGGAUACAGACAGGUGUUUUGAGCAUGUCCCCUCUGAGAUACCUCAAAGGGACUUGAUCAUCAGAACCAGAUGAGCAUGCAGCCUCUGAAGCUGCUGUCCUCUGUUCUCUAGAUCAGAAGAUUAUUUAAUCUCUCUGAAAAAUGUCCAGUGUCCAUUUUACAUUUCAACUGGUGCACGUACAGGCAAGAAAGGAGAAGGCACUGCCAGUAGUUAGAAACUGGCCCCUGGCACACAGAAACACAUGCUUGCCUGCUUCCAGGCAGUGCAGUGGUUUCUCCCCAGACUGUUCUGUGAUGCUCCUUUUGAAAUCCCCAUGGCAAAAGGCUGAGCAGUGCUAUUUGCUUUGGUGUGUUCUUGGUUCAGCAGUGUUGUGAUACAUUGCUUGGAAAUUCUUUCUCCAGAUAUUUUAUUAUUAUAUAUGAGUGCUAUGUAUGAGUCAGAGGGGCAUAUUUGCAGCUCUGUGACAGAUACAAGUGCUAUUGCCAUCUGAGAGAUGAAGGAGCUCACCCCCUGACCAUGCCAUGUCCUUGGUUCCAAGGUGCCUGAGGAGGUUACAGGAGAAGGGAAUGUGGCACAGAAAUGUUGGCAGUCUGACAGAGAGACAAAACUCACCUAUAUGUCUCUUUAAAGUGGUAUUUUUCUACUGCCUGAGAGAAAGGAGACUUCAUCCAGAGUCCUUGGGAACUGCUUACAUACUGAGGAGGGUGGCACAAGAAAACUCCUUUCCUCAGCAAUGCUGGCCUCAAAGGCCGCUCUUGCCCUGCACAGCCUACGGUGCUGGUUCCCAGGGAUUUGCCCCAGGUUUCUUAUUCCCCUUCUUCAUUUUGUUCAAAGGGUCAGGAAGUCGAUUUCUUGUAUUUCCUUUACUGCCCAUGUUUGUCAGUGGGACGCUGUGCUGACAGCUGCCUCAGCAACCUGCAGUGACCCCAGCAGGAGGGGAAGCAGCAGAUGCCCAGAAGAUGACGGCGCUGACAGGCAGCUGUCAUCUUCUGUGCUCUCUGUCCUCAUGCAGAGCAGUACCCUGUGUGCCACUGAAGCUGGGCAGCUGGGCUCUAAGUUGGUGCUUUGCUUCCAGAGCUGCAACAGCCAAAUUCUGCCUUCCCUGAGCUGUGCAGCCCGAGCAGGGUAUUGUGUCCAUCCUCUGUUUAUUUCCAUAGGUAUAAUGUGAAUUGUAGUUUUAAUAGCUUUGAAGUGUUGCAGACUAUCCUAUACUGGCAGGCUUUCUUAAAGCCUGACUGGUCCUGGGUGGUGGCUGAUACCACGCACAUCUUCUCCACUUAUCGUGAUAUAUCUAACAAGCUCUUUGGAGACUGGCUGAGACUCCUCAGUUCCUGCAGUGUGUUGGUCUUUUAGGAUGUGAAAUCACGUAGCUCACUUUUCCCACGAAAAAGACUGAUGAACUUCAAGAUUUGGCUUCAUAGUGUGUAUUGCUUCCCUUGUAGCAGAAGAAAGGCCCAGAGCUCAGCCCUGGACCCCUUUCUGGAUGUGGCCUUAUCAACCUUACCCUGUGAUACGGUAAAGGCCAUGGGCAUCCUGAGUGGAAACUUGAUUAUUUUUUGUGUUCUGAGGUUAUAGUGAAACAGCAAAAAAUCUGGAAUGCAUAUGUGGUGCUUUCUUAAGGAUCACCUGCUAGCUGCAUCUACACCAGCUUCUGGAAAAAUCUAACUUUGGCUUACUUCUCUUAUGUUCAAACCACCUCAUUACAGCAGGGAGCCACCUGAGAAGUAUGUUAAUGGCCAUAUGCCAACAGCCUCAGUGCUAUGAAAACUGCUGAGAUGAACCUGCUCUGACUGCUGAAAGCCAGAAACAACCCUGCUCUUGUCUACACCAGGAAAACUGCAACUUGCUAAUUUGCCAUCGGCCAGCAGCUGCUCUUGGGUUGGCAAUGUUGGAACUGGUAAAUGGAACUCAGGCAUAUUUAACUCUGUAAUAAAACAUAAUUUAGAACUAUAGAGCAGACUGGUAAUGCUGCCUAUUAUCAAGGUUGUUUGAUACUUCUCAUUAUAAGACUCUAUUUUCAGCCGCUUACAAGUUUGCCAAAUUUUAACAGCUUGCACUGAGAUUUCUUUUACUUGGUGUCUGCCUCUCGCUGAAUAUCCCGUUAUUGUUGUUCAGGAAAAGAAAACAGCACUUAGCCAGAGCAGCUCAGUUGUUUCUAAGAAAGAGCACUGGGAAAAUACCUUGUUACUCCUGUUAAAUUCAGGUGACCUUUUCUUUCAGCAGCUCAGAGGAAAGAUUUGGCAAGAGGAGGGAGCCACUGUCAGAGACGCUUAUACUCUUUCUAUGGAUAUUGACCAAAGUAAGCUGGUGCGCAGAGUUCUCAAAGCAUUUCUGUUAUCACCAGCUAGCAGCUCUUUAAUGCUUAGCAGCUAAUUUCCUCAAAGAGUUGGUGACUGUGGGCCAUGUGCCACAGCAAGGCUGUGUGCAGGGGCUUGGAGAUGCGGUGCCCAGCUUCCCCAGGGUGCUUGGCCAUGGAAAGGAGGAGAAUGAAUGAAUUAAAUGGGGCAGAGUGCAAUAGUGACCCGAAGAGCAAUACCUGGGUGCUCUGGAGAGCUUUAUGAUGUGUGUAAUAUGCUCACAGGUGGAGGUACUAAUAGAUAGUAGAUGUGUAUGUACCUAUACAAUAUCCAUUAGCUUGAUGCAUUCCUUGUAGCUGUUGUGUAUGUUAAGCUAUAAAACACAAGCCAAAAAUCAAAUUUAGUAAUAGCAUUUGUUAAUGGCUUCUUUUUUUUAUUUUUUCUGGAUGUAAUGGUGGACAUCAGAUUAUUACCAUAGAACACUGUAGGCAAUCAAAAGUGAAUUAAUCUUGCUCGGGGACUAAAAUCACUGUAGGUUUUUCCUAAAUAACAUGUGCCUCUUUAAUUAAUCUUUGCUUUCUUAUAAGCACCGUGUUGAAAUUGGAUACUACUUCUGCCUGUGUGAUCCUAUGGGCUCUGGUGAGAUUUUGAUCCUUCCCUACAGAGACCCAGGCUCAGUGGCCAGGAUGGGACAGAGAAGAGGAAAGAACUGAACCCCCAUUAGCUAGCCAGGGAAAAGUCCCUGCUUUUAACUAUGCUGCUGGUUCACCAGUUAUAGUAGCCACGAUCUAGCCACUAACACUGCCCUAUCCUUUCAGAUUUCUGUUAGCCUUCUUCUAUGGAAAUUACAGGAGCUUCUCGUAACUUGUCUCGCAGAGCUCCUAAAAACUGCAUACGCAGCACAAGUAGCUCUACACAUUAUCUACUCCGUAUCUACAACUCCAAAUGGCAGGGCAACCUAUACCAAAGGGUUCGGUGUCAGAGAAUCAUGGAAUCAAUUGCAUUACUUCUAGGUAAACUGGGUUAUGAUGGAGUUCAGCAGUCCAGACACAUGAACUUACGGAUGAAGAUGAGGCAUGGCUGCAGGAAGACUGUACUUAAAUUUAAAAAUAACAUUUGAAAAUUUGAUUAAGACUCAUACCUCUCCUCCCUUCCUAGUGUCUAAUGAUAACAGAUUAAGACACUUUAAACCUAAGGCAAUUUUGUAUUUUUAUGGUUACAAUUUAUUAACAGGCAGUGUUUCUCCAGCUUUCCUGGGUUGCAUGAGAAGCCCACACAGAUAGAAGAAAUUAGGGGGAAAAAAUGAAAAGAAUAUAAUAAAGGGCUGUCAAACACGUGUCGUUUUAAAGAAAUGGUGCAAGAUGUUUUCUCCUUUUUAUGUUUUAUUUUUUUAUUAUCUGCUUUGUAAAACCAUUCUCAAGCUGAAGGUGGAUGGGAAUCCUUUAAUGACCCAUCAAUAAAACCACUUAGCAGAGCUGAAUAGCAGCUGUGACAGGUGACCUUCCCUUUUUCAGAAAUGCUCUAUUAGUUCUCAUUAUCUUGCCUCUUGGUCACGUUUGGGGGCCUUUCAAGACUUCUUCUUUUUUCUCCUCUGAAAUAAACUGUAUUUCUAUCCAUCUGGAGAAGAUUCCAUAUCAUUUACUGGGAAAGGAUGUCAUUCACAGUAGCUGUUUGUGGAAAAAUAGCUUACUUGCCGUUACAGAAUUGCCCUCACAAGAGGAAGCUGAGGCAGGUGAGGGAAGGUUUGAGUGUAGCUGCUUUAAAACAUGGAGGGCAGACAAAUGGCUGCUCCUUUGCUCUGUUGUUGGUGUCAAUGGUGCUACCACUCCUCUGUCUCCUCUGGGUAUUGUGCCGAGCAGAUGAAGUAAUCUGCCUCAGCUCUGGCCUGCCAACACAAAGCUCUUCAUUGCUUCAGUGUUUCUCCAAGCAAAGAAUACCUAUGACAUGAAGUAACAACUGUGUGGGGCUCUUUUCUGCCCAGAAAGUAUUCUACUAACUGGUUUCCAGUUUUGUCCCCAUACAGGUGCUGCUUAGUUCUUUCCAACUCUCUGACUUCUGGGAUUAGAAAAAGCAAUUAACUCCUUUCUCCUGUGGUGCGUUAGAUAAGAUUGUGAAAUUCAACGGGUUUAUAGCUGCCAAAGAAGAGUCUUUCUUGAAAGCACUUGCAUCAGUGUUAUUUUUAUUCCUGUGAUUUGCGAUGUGCAACCUGGAUCUUUGCAGCAGUGUUGGUAGAUGGUAGUAGCAAAUAAACAAACAAAUAUGCUAGUAAAAUGCUAUGUUUUGCUCUGAUUUACUUAUAGAUAUUUGAAGUGGAUAGGAAAUGUGGCAGAAUUGAUGUGGAAGGAGAGGGAGAAAGAGACAGCUCUUGACUGAGGUUCUUUUCCUUUGAAGUAAACUGAAACAUUAUGCCGCAGUAUUGUGGCCAGGAAAGUGCAGGUGCCCAUAUUUCACCUAUUAAUAGCAAAUAUUUUCUUAUCCAUUUUUGCUUUACACAAGAAAAAAACUAUUUCUGAGGCUUUAUCAGGCAAAACGAGAAAUUUAGCACGGAAGGAACUAGAAAUGAAGUUUCUGUAGACGUUUUCUUUUUGUAAAUGCUGACAAAUAACUCCUGCCAAAUACUACAUAAAGGAGAAAAAGAAACAUAUGGCAAUUCAACGGGAGUGAAAAGAUGAGCUAAUCCAACAUCCAACAAGUCUUUGGAUGAGACUAAAAUAAAACCAACCAGCCUUUAUCAUGCUUGAUAGCACCACUAUAAUUAGGAGUCUGUCACCAGGUUCAUAAUGAACCCUUAGCCCUAUUUUCUGGGGUUUAUAGUAUGGCAGUAAGAGUCACUUCGGGUUGAACUUGGCAUACUGGAGCUCACUGUACAGAAGGCUCUAAUCUAGUGUGCAGGUUUUAAAUAAACAGGCUGUUAAAAGUUGUUGGGGUGUGCCAGCAGUGAUCUCGCUGUGCUUAUAAUCUGUCCAAAGUGUUUAAGGAGUCGGUGUAUAACGCGAUUUAUUUGCCUUUAGCAUGAAAAAUAGAAAUGCGUUGUUCAGUAUCCUGAUGUGCUCUCUUAAGCUGCCGUGUAAGGAAGCAAGAAUGUAAGGAAUUGCUAUUUAUUUUUUUCCCUCCCUUGGUUUUAUGAUCCCUAUUUCUGCCAUGGCAGGAGCUGCUGCUGCAGAGCUACUGGUAAGCAUUUGCUGUGCACAGCCUUGAAAACGCGUCUGUGAAAAAGCUCAUUCUUUAGGAGUCAAGUUUUCAAUCUUAUGGAGUUAUAGAGAGAAGCCCGGCAGAUGAGCAGAAAAUCCAGCUUGCUGCUUUCUCCUGUCUUUCCCUCCAUCCUCGAGGCUCAGUCAGCUGUUGGAGUGGCACUGGCUGUGCAGCAGUGCCUCAGACACGUACAUGGGCAUGCCAAUACUUCUGAGUGCAGUGGUUUAAGCUUCAGAAAAUGCCCAGGCUUCUUUCUGAACCCAGAAUUAUUGCAUAUCUAAUCUCUGAAAGAAGUGCCUUGACUGUAUCCCUAUUGUGUGUUGUCCUCUACUCUUACUUCCUGCACUGGGGCUACACAACAUUUCACUGUCUUUAAUGUGGCUAUUUGUGAAUGUCCAUAUGAGAUAAGGCAGAGCUGUCACAACAGCAUCUCCUAUGCAAGGCUCGUGUCUACUAAAGGUCAAGUAUUUUUACAUUAAGGCAGAGUGUUCAAACUGGUAGUAGGUGCCUAAUGAGAUUUUUAGAAACGCUGAGGUUCUUCUGCAUUUUUAUAUGACAAACUCUAACAUGUCUGUCUUAAAAGGACAAACUAAGCAACCUCAAUGGCCUGAUCAAAAUCCGAGUAGGUCAGUCCUGUCCCAGUGUGGUUCAACCUUCUGACUUGUAUAUGAAAGCAAAGACGAACUGAGGUGUAUCCAGAUCACAUUUAAUAUACAGUAAAUGUUAACUUUCCCUCCCAAACACUUCAGGGGAGGCUUUGAUGUUCAUCUGAUGAAGGUGAAUGGGUUGGGGGAGGAUUAAAGUUCACCAGGAACUGCAGCAGUCCUAUGUCAGACAGGGCAUGAAGCUGAGAAUUUUCAUUCUACAGGAAAGAAAAUAAAAGCCAUGCACACCAGUGCUGGCAACCGGGCAGGGGGUACAUCAUGUAAGCCCAUGCCCCCAUGCUGUAUUGCUUCUGCUUUUCAGAAAAAGUCUGUGCUACAUUUCUGACACAGAGACCUCCCCAAAGCUCCACAUUUAUGAAUUAGUAAUUCAUAAAUUAGCAGCUGUAGGUUGGCAGUCUCUAAAGGGGACUAUGCCAGGUUAUAUUGUGCUCAUUCAGAUGAGAGGCUGGCCCAUAAAGGCCGUGCCCAUCCUCCUGGGAGCUAAGAAACCCUUUUCCCUGAAAAGAGAAUAUAUUUUUGGAGGCCAUUGUGCCUUGUCUCCAGGUGAGGCACUUCAAACCUAGCGGGAGCCAGGAGCAGGUCUGUCUCUUGCAGAUCCCCUGGCCCCAAGCCCCUCAUCUCCCUGUAUGCCAUUCAAACUCUGCUGGCGCCCGCACCACUGACCUAGCUGGCCAGGGAUGACAAUAGAAAGGAGAGAGCAGUGACAUAUGUGCCCAUAUACACACACAUUCUUGGCUUUCUUGCCUGUAUCUGCUGGCAAGCACACGGUAGGUAGCAGCUGCUAACACUACUAGUUGCAUUACACUCUUCAUUUAGGCCCUAUGUUUUCCAGCAGGAGACAUGGAGCAUGGAUUGGAACCUAACCAUGAUGGUCUUCUGCAGAAGAAUGAGCAUGUAAAGAGCAAGGUGCACCAGGCAGGCAGGGACCUCUGCUCUCACUGGGGUACAGGAACAGGGCUUCUUGCAUGAAUGAGGAGAGCAAGGAGGGAUGGGGCAGGCACCACAUACUAAGUCUCUCUAUGCAAACAGCUACACUGAGUGAGUGUUACAAGAAAGCACAUCAUAUAUACCAGCAUACCUGUAAACAGAGGCAUGUGCAACCUCCACGGGGAACAUGGAGAAUGAGUGAGAUCCAUUUUCAAAACGCCUCCAGUCAUGUGGUGCAUAGGACCCACUCGUGCUAACAACUUUGAUAUUGGCAGUAAAGGCUGAUGUCUUGAAGAUUAGUGCAUGAACGUGGGGGACUUCUGUGAGUCAGGUUUUGAUCAUUAGGAAAAAACAAGCUGAGAUAUCCAAUCAAGAAUAUUAAGCUGAUCAGAGAAGGAAACCACUGUACAACAGUCUGAUACAAAAGGCUUUUGAAACUUUCUAUUAAUUAGAAUAUAUUUGAUCUCUUGGCUUCAUCUUAAUUUAAAGAGAAAUGUGGAAUCACCUUCCAAUUUCUGCUCCAUAGGAAAAGCUUGUAUAACCCUUCAAUUCCUGGCAUUUGCCAACUCUAUUAUAAAUUGCAGAAGAAAAGGUUGCAGUUAAUGUGGAAAUGCAGUCUGUAUCUACAGAAUCUUAAAAUGCCCAUUUUACUUCCAGAAGGUUUGGCCAUUCAUCUUAUUAUCAGUUGGUUUUUUUUUAAUUUGCCUUAUUAAACCUUUUCCUGGAAAACAAACAAACAACAGCUCUAAAAUAAAGGGGAAACCUUGCAGUGUCCUUCUUUCCCUCAUUCCUUCCUUCCUCCUUUCAGUCACACCACAGUUCCUAUCCUUUCUCUGGAUUUGUGUGUUAUUCACAAAAAUAUCAGCUCUCAAACAGCGGGGAUAGAGCCUGGAUGUUUAUCUUCUCUAAAACAUACCAGCUGUUCUUCUCCUUAAAUAAGAAAAUUAGAUAUUUGCCUUUUAAAAAGUUAUUUUGCUACUAAAUAUUACUUAUCUGAAAUGGCCCUUGCAGCUCCUCUUCAUCUGGCCCAUGAAACAAUUGCUUUCAGCAAACCGUUCUUUCCUAUUGCAUUUAUACUCAAACUGUUGAGCUUCAGCUCUCAUCCCAAGAGAUUUAAUUUUUUCCUCACCCUUCUGGAGCUAAUUAUUAUUAUUUAAAAAUCCCUAAAUAUAAUUCCACUUAACUGUUGUGCUGUGGAGACCUUCCUCUGUUUAUUCUCAAGCUUCCAAGUUCCAUUCUGAAAGUUCCAGGCUUUUGGCAACUUGUGAGUUUGACACCAAUAGAGAAAAGGAAAAGCAAACAGAAAAUAAGGAGCAAAGCCAGCAAUGCUCAUCUGGAUGUGAAACCAUCAGCUCUCCCAGGAGGGAGGCGUUCAGGGAGGCUCAGGCUGUGCCGUCAUUCCUGGGCCAUGUUUGAGGACUAAAUGCUGGCUAUUUGCUGUGCGUUUUGUCUUGCUAGUAGGUGCCUGAAGGUUUUAUUAUUCAUUCCUCUUCCAAGUGCUAAGAGGGAAAUGCUAUUAUUUUAUCUGUUUCUAUACUCUCCAAACAGCUUUAAGUGUUGAACUUCUCCAUCCCCCUUGUACUUCCCCUGAGUCUUCAGAAAGAGAAGUCUCUGCUUCUCUGUUUCCCUCUCAGCCCCUUCAGCCCUCCUGCCCCACUGGCCUGGUCCUCCUAGAUUUCUCAGCAGUUCCCUAUGGCUCUUCCAAAGAGCAGCAGUUGGUAAUUGGCAUGAUUCUUGCCUUUUUCAUUAGUACUAUUGUUAAACUCAUCACGAAUCCAUUAAAUUGCCUGCUGUUCUUGUUUGUAAAGAGCAAGAGACUAUUGCUGUUUGUCUCUGAGCUUGUGAAGAGCAUACCAAGUCUCCAACUUAUUUGAAAAUACUGUUUUUAGCAGAACCUCUAAUUUUCCAAUGUUGAUGACUUAUGCUUUCCACUUGCUCAGAAUAAGAUAACCACCAACCACCUUAUAGGUUUACAAUCAUAAACAUCCAUUAAAAACAACCAGUCCCUGAACAGGGGAGCAGAGGACCUGCACUUGCUCAGCUUGCUGUGCUGACUGAGGUUGCAGUGUGACAUGAAAGGCCAGCCCAAACGUUUGCAGUGCUCUGUCCAGCUUGUUUCCCACUCUGACUGCCUUGCAGCACUUGCUGCUUUUCUGUUCACCAAGAAGAAGGGUUGGGAAGCAUUUUUGGAUUGACAGUUAUAUUUCAGGAACAGUUUCGCUUGCAAGAAAAGCAGAUUUUUUUACUUUUGCAGGCAAGAAUAUGAGAAAAAAAUGAGGUCUCGGACACAGAUGAACAGAUACAUGAAAGCACUGUGGUCUGAAUUGAUGCAAUACGUGUUGGAUUUGUGCACACAUGGUUAGAAAAGCCAGCAAAAGUCUUCAUGGGAUUUUACUGAGAAGUUAAUGUGGAUGCCAAAUCCAUUUAUCAUAUCUUUGGUUAUGUGCCACUAUCCCAUAUGACCUUCUCCAGCCUCAGAGCAAUGAACACUUUUCUCUUCCAUUACAUAUGCUUGUUUUAUUUUAACCCCUUCCUCACCAAUCCACCACUCAGAUGUAGUAUGAGCAGCAGUUUUUCCCCUUGCAGGGAGGUGAAUGCAUUGCUUUAAAAAUUACAAAUAUUUGGAAAGGGAACCAAAUGGUCCUGGAGGCAGCUUUGGUAGAUUUGCGGGACUUUUCUGGGGAGGUUAUGGUUAAAUUUAUACAGCGCAACUGAGGAUCUGCCCCUUUUUCAAUUAAUAACUUCUUUCCCGCCAGUAAUCUUUAACAUUAGGAAGGGUACUUUCUCUAAUCACUUGGCUUUUUAUGGUCUAACUGGUCUAACACUGGUAUCGGAUAAUAGUUUUUCCACAGCUCUGAGGAAUGUGCCAUGCCACAGUUACUCCAUCUGAGAGCAAAGGCAAUUCAUAGGUUUCUUGUGCUUUGGUUCAUAGCUUUUGCAGUCGUUCCCUUCCAUUACUGCUUGAAAACAUAAAACAAAGAGUGUGCUGCCAAUACUCUUUGGCAUGUGGUCAGACAGCCUCUGUUGGGCACAAAAGAGGAUGUCUACUUUUGUUUUUAUUAUUCCCUCACCCUCCUGAGCCACAGGUGUUGACAUCAAGAGCUGCUGGGUAGAUCACAGCUCCUCCUCCCUCUGCAACUCUGUCAGCUGUUCCCAUGGUCAGAAUUAGUAGGGACUGCUUAAACAGUUUAAAUAGGUCUCCUCUCAGCUGGUUGAUUUUUGGCAGAAAUGGGCAAUGGAGAAUUAUCCAGAUGGCUCGGUUGGUGCUUUAAGGGAAUAGUAACCUGCACAGCAAUCCCUCAGAAGCACUGGGCUGAGGGCAGUUGCUGCUUCAACUGGUGGAGCUGAAGCUGGAAGAUACUAUCUGGUUACAGGUUGUGACUUAUGCCUGUAACUUGUCCCAUGGCAAAUCAUUUCUCUUAGGUUAUGCUUUAAGAAGUUGUGUAGGAAUGUAAUCAGUCCAAAAAGCAUGUGCUUCUAGUUUAGAGUUCUAACCUUGUGUUGCAACAUGCACGCGUAGCACUGUUACGUGGCUGUGGGAUCCAAGAGGAUUUGCCAUGUCUGGUUGCCAAAAGUUGCUGAGUGUCGAGUUAGACUCUCCCAGGGAAAAUCAUCACUGAAUUCACCUCAGUUUAGACCUUAGUGGCUGGAACACAGCAAGCAUGUAGUUGGGCCCGAUAACAGAUCUCAGUGUUAUGAGAAGUUAAUCCACAAAACAUCCAGCUGAUGCUUCCUGGAGAACUUGAUGAUAUAGCAAAUGCAGUUAGCAACAGAGAAUUUAGUCAGGGUAUUGGUAGAAAAGGUUUAUUGGUCUUCUUGUGUCAUGUGAGAUUAGUAUUCUCUCCCAGCACGGCACUGGCAUGUAUGAAUAUCAACCUGAAAUGCUUCUUGAAGCAUCAUCAACUGGAAGAUCAUUUAAGUGGUGAUACUGUGGGAAGAGGAAUUAGACCUUCUGAGUCUUCAUUCAGCAACACCAGAUGGAGAGUUUACAGUUUCUGUGGUUUCUCCCCUGUCCCUGCCGAAAUUCACCACCACCUUGGCCUGUGCUUUUGUUGGACAAAUCUUUUGGCAUGCAUCUGUUGUGUGUAUGUGUGUGAGACAAGAGCACACCCUUCCUUUGUACUCUUUUCUAAAAGGUUUUCUACAGAAUGGAUUCUCUCUACUUUUUCUCCACCUUUGGCAGCCUUUUUCUGAGUUGGGUUCCUCCCCCGUUUGGUAACAAGUAUUGCAGCACAGGUGGGCAGCAGGUAGAGUACAUCAGCACUGCUGUAAGCAGAGAAUGCUGCUAGGACUACGUUGGGAAUCCUUGGCCUCAUAUAUGUCUUUUGGACUUUAAAUCAUGUCUGUAAAAUGCUUCGAUAAGCACUUGAGCUGAAGGAGUGGUAACCUCUAGCACAGGGUGUGAAGGGUGUAGGAAGUAAUCACUGCAUAAGGGGAAGGGCUGGAAACCCUUCUAGCUACCUUUAUCUCCAGAGGAUCUGUCACACGAAGUAACAUCCUAAGGCUGUGCUGCUGGUAAUCUCAGUGCUUGAGAGAUAACCACGUUCUCCCUCCAAAACAAACUGAUAAAAUCUACUUCCUUUGCACAAAGCUGCAUUGCUCCCUUUGUGGGGAAGAAGACGAGGUUAUUACCUGUGGGCCAUAGUUGUAAUUUGCCACUGUUGCUUUCAGAGGUGUCUGUUUAUUUUGGAUAAAACUUAAUUUAAGUCUUCUUUUUCCUUGGAUCCUGCCUUCAGAUACAACAACCACACUGAGCAAGUGAAACUACAGACUUGUUCUUUUCUUGAUUUGUAUUGUUGUUUAUCAAGAAGGACUGGCUAUGCCUGUCAGUCUUUCUUACAGGAAAAAAUGGGUCCACAUUGACAUAUACUCUUUUCCCAAUUAGCUUAAUGGGAAAAUGAGCUCAUUAUGUCUUUUCUUUCUCUCACAGGUAAAUUCAUAAUUAAUUCACUUUUGGUAUGUUCUUCUGGCCAAACAUGUGUGUUCUCUAAUCUGCUUCAUCUCCUUCAUUAUGGCCAGGCUAAUAAAUUCCUUAAUUUUGAGAAGUCAUUCAGAAGAUUUUGGUAUUUUCCCUGGACCUUCAUUCCCUGCCAAAUUAAGAAAUAGUCUUUGAAGUUACUAUCAGCAUAGAUUUGGCCUCUACAAAAAACCUAUUUGAAGUGAGAACUGCUGUCAUCCAGUGACUUGCUCUUGGACUGAGUUUUAGAUAAUGGCACCAAUAUAGUCUGAUUUAGACAACAAUCUCAAUGGCAUUCCUAUAUUUGAAAUUAUUAUAAGCCUGCCUAAUUUGGAUUGAGAAAACAAGAAUUGGCCUCCUCUGUCUCGUCUUGUAAUCCCCUAUUGACUUGUGACACCAUCAAAUUUUCUUAUGCAAGCUUGGACACUGUUAUAGUGAAAUUAAACCUCCCGAAAACAAGCUUGCUUUUCUUAAGAACUCCUCAAACUAGGAGUUAAUGAGACUUGUGGAUAGUGCUGUGGGUGGUGUCUAGCAGUACAGCAUAGCUGCUCCAUGUGCACUGCCUGCACAGCUGUUUUGCACGGCUCCCUUUACCUCCCUUGCGGCCAGGUAACUGCUGAGGCAGCACAUGGUUGUGUGUUUUGGAUCUGGUUCAUGCCUUGUGCUCCGGAGGCAAGCCACUCUAGUUUGUGAAGAGACCACAAAAUAGACGCAGUUGCUGUCCAAUGAACAUGUGUUAUUUGGCUUAACAUAUGAAAACAUUAGCUAGGGUUUUUCUUAUGCCUGUUGGCAAAAAGGUGUUCUUUUAAAGAAAUGCCAAUAAUAAUAAGAGCUACUUCAAAUAAGGUCUGAGUUUCUUGACGAUGAGUGGGAAAUUAUGUAGAUUACCAACCCUGAGAACCUUCUGAUACUCAAUGUCAUGAUUAGAGAGUGUAAAAGUCUGUUUGAGGACUUGGCUAAUUUAAACUACUUGAGCUCCACAGCAAAAUUACUUCAGGUAAUGCUUGACAGCUGUGUUUUCCAGCAAUAAGGUCUCAAUAUGUUACAGAAGAUGUAGUUUGUUUGCUGUUUGUGACCUUCUGCCAUUUUCAAGCAACGCUUGUGCUAAUGACUGUUCUGAGGGCUUCGGGGGAGAUAGUUUUGCUAAUUGUUUUCCAAGGAGAAGUAAUAUGAUUGAAGGUUGAAUGGAUGUUUUCUUUUUGUUACAUGGUCUGAUUUGUUGGCUUUGGAAGAUAUAACUGGAAGAUAAGAUGGCAGAUAUUUGAAAAGGAAAUUGCCUGUAUUCUGUAGUCUGUUUAAGAGUUUCUUUAUCACUGUGUGUGAUGUGCACUGCCUGUGCACAUGAUUUAAACCACAUUUCUGGAACAGAUCUGGAAUGUAUUUGAAAGUGAGAGAUGUGUAGCAUGUAUAUGAACUGUAGUGUUAUGAUUUUAAUUAUGUGUGCAGGUAGCUCUAAAAGUCAUGCCUCCUAUUUAUGCCCAUGGAAACUACAGCAAGGAGCACAAUACCACUAUUUGAUAGAGCAGAUUCUCAGCUACAAAAAACUAUUUUUCAACACAGUUACUGCCAUUAGCUCUGCAUUUUUGCCAGCAAUGAACAAGAGCCUGCACGCUGUCCUCCUAAAAACCUGCACUAGCAGAGGCGACCCACUGUUUCACAGCUGUUAUGAUGGUGUUGCUGCUGACAUGCACCACCCAUCACCUCACAGUGACAUCCAUUGUUUGGUCUCCGUAAAUGCUCAGCAAGCAUCUAUGGAUGUCAGUGGGUGCCAUUUUUUUCUGCAGGGAGAAAUUCAGUGACACACCUUUGUUUCAUAUGCACUUCCAUGUCAGAUGACAUUCUGUCAGACUGUCCCUCUGCUGCCAUCUGUCACACUGUAGCAACAUGUAAUGUGAUACUGGUGGGAAGGUUCAACCUCAAACUGACAAUACCAGGAUCUCCCCCAGUAGAGUCAGCGUGCCUCCUUGUAGCCUGAGCCCAAGGGGAUGUUUACCUCCCUCUGGUUGAGUACACCAUUUUGCUGGGGUACUUCUUCCAGCCAGAACUCCUGAUCCAGAACCUGCUAAUUCAGGUGGGAAAGGUGAAGCAGUAUGGCUCUAAGCUUCUUCUGGGGGAAAGGAAGCAAGCACGUAGCUGCAGAUUCCCUGUAAUGGUUUUAGUGAGGUCUCACCAGGGCAGGAAGAUGGUGGCAUAUCUCCAUGGCACAGGGAAAUGUGCUGGGCUAGGAGAGUCCUGAGAGGAGAAACACUACUAAGUAGCUAAGUUUGACUUUACGUAGCUAGUGUUUAAAAAGGCUAGUCCUGACAAUGCUGAGACAUUUCUUCUUGCUUUGCUGUGGUCAAGUUCUCAGAUUCAACAGUAUAAAAAAAAAAGUGUAGGGUUGGUGUCUUGUUUUGUUUUUGUUUUGUGCUUUAUCCUAUUGGGUGUGGUGAUGUCUUUUAUGGAGGUUUUGUGGUGAUUCUUUUUCUCCUUGGUGCCAAAAAGAAGCAGAUCUCCAUUUUUGAUGUCACCUUUGCAAUUAAUAACUGCAUUUGAGCUAACUUUCUAAAUCACUUGAGAUUUAGCCUAUGAAAGUCAGACGUGUUUUAUGUUGGUUUUGUUUUUAAUCAUGGAGUGCCUUUUUUCAUUCAAAUACAGACCUCAACCUCAUCAGAAUAUUAAUAAGUAGUUUUUUAUGCAUAAGUAUUUAUUUCCAGACCCAAUUUGCAGCUGUUAUGGUUUGUUGGAUCAACGAUUUCAUUUUUUAAUGAAAAUUCUAAGGAGGUUUUGAUUAUGAAAUGCAGUGUCUCGCAAACAGCUAUUAAGUUUUAAUGUGUCAAUAACUGCUUUUUCUUUUUCUUUCUUUCUUUUUAUUAGUUUUAAAUCCCCAUACCUGUUCAAAGUCAGAGGAACUAUGGAUAAAGCAAAAAUCUGUGUGACAGGAGCUUUCCGUUCCUGUAACAAUUUGAAAAAUAUACAUAAAUUACUUUUGAGUCAAAUUCAGACUCACAAAAGCACAAGAUUUGAGGGAUUAGGGCUUUAGACUACCACACAAGGCCUUUUAUUGUGUUUGCAAAAGCCUUUUGAGAAGAUUUUGGAGGCAUUUUAAAAACCAUUUACUAAGUUUAGUCCUAUGGUUUCUUGGUGAAUUUGGCUGAUGGGAUCUUUUUCGGCAGAAGGACAGAGUUACCCAAAAUCACACGGUGUGACUGCCAAAUGGAAAUGAAACAUACAGUUCCUACCCUGUGGUUUCAGGAUUUAGACAGUGUUCCCACAUCAGCUCCCGUGAAGCUGUGGGGAGGGGAGGAAAGAUCUGUCGCUUAUUUGGGCCUGUGCAUGUUAAAAUGAACUGUGUGACACUGGGGAGGAAGAGACAGGAACAGCAUGGCUGCUGGGGGGGGGGAUGCAUGCCUGUGAAGGUGGCAAGGCAGUGGUUUACAGUUCACUAACAAAUUGCUUGGGUCAGAUCCAGCUUCAGCUAACAACAAAAAUCGCAAGCUGUGAGUGCACUGGGUCCUGCGGUCCCCUACAGCUGUUCACCAGAUCUCAGCUUUUAUGAGGAUGGCCCCCCGCUGGCCUCUCCCAGAGCUGGGCCCUGGCAGCGCUUUGUCCCAAGACAGAUUAUUCAGCAGGAUCCACCAGAAAACUUGCUUCAGAUUUGCCAGGGAUUUGUUGGCCCUAGGACUGGCCUGUCUGAAAGGAAAAUGUUCUGGAAGACAUCUGAAGAGCCCCUGUCCCUGGGCUCGCCUGUUUGUUUGUCGGGGUUGGCAGAGGCAGAGAGAGCUGAGUCCAUUUGGGGUUGCACGGAGCUGUCUUCCAGUCUGUGUUCAUCUGCACUGAGAAAACAAAGAGAAAGAGAAAUGAUCCACCGCAGCUGAGACGCUGAGCUGUUCCUGAUUUGGGUGUAGGGGUUAAAAAUGGUGACUGAGGUGUGCCUCGAGUACUCACAUACUCGUUUUAUUCCUUUUCUUUUUUCUUGGUCAGGAAAGCAGGCUGGGGGCAUUUCCGUGUUACUUGUGACAUCUUCUCAGCCACCUUUUCCAUCACCAACUUUGAUCAAAACAUCUAAAAAUGUUAGGCUCCGCCAAGCUCUGUGAGAACAGGAGGCAAGUGGAGGAGGGAGCCCAGGAGCGUCCCAUCAAGGUGGUUUUUCUUUUUGUGGGAGGUCAGUCCUUACACACAUGGGGGGCUUCACGCAGAGGGCUGCUUCUGAUCAAGAGAAGCGGAAGUCCACACCAGAGAGAGGCCAGCUUAGAAGUCAGACAGAGUGCCUGAGGCAAACAUGAUGAUUCCUAAUGCCAAAGGAGGUGGUCCUGCCCUGUCUUCCCCGUAUGGCCUCCAGAGCGCGUCUGUCUGCACAGGCAGCCAGCUCAGCUGUCUCGUGCGGCAGAAAGCUCACCAAAGCAAAGCAAAUGAGUUUUUUGCUAGAUUAGUGAGUUGAAUCAGUUUAUUCCUGAGGGCCAGCUGAAGGUAGGAGCUGGGCUUGCACUGUUCAGGCUGAGUACGGGAGAAGGCCAUGUGUAGGCAGAAGAUUGCCCUGCUUGGUGGCGCGGAUUAUCUGGGUUGGCUGUCGCAGAGCCAUGCCCGAAGCGUUCAUUCUUGGGUACCCACCAAGAUGCAAACUCAGUGAGGCUUAUCCUGUAGGAAAACAACAUUAAUCUCUUUCUGCCUUUCUCUCUCGCUUUUCAGUGUGGGUUUUCUGAUAUUUGUUUGGGGGAUAUUCUUUACUUUUGUGCAAUUUGGUUAAAGCAGUCUGUCAGCCACAAGAGGACAAAUCUGUUUAGAAAACAAAUUUCAUUCAUUCCAGUGCUCAUAAAACCAUUUGUGUUACAACCUGUAAAAAGGAAUGGAUGUCUGAGAAACAAUUUCUGUUUCCUAGUCUUACCGGGUAUAGCCGCUGUCAACACAGGUUAUUCCUCACCCUUAAAUAUUAAAGCCAGAGCUACAGCAAAUAUUAUUCUUCAGCUCAGUAAUUCUGUAUCUCACAGCUACAGCUUUCAUGAGUUGGUGAGAAUAGUAAAUGCUUCUGCCUCGUGGUAAAAUGGAUUUAAAAAAAAAUGGUUGUACCUCAUUUUUUCUGUUAAUUAAAGUCAACAAAACUUGGAAAAAUUAGUUGAGGUGAAAUAUAAGUCUGCUGUGUCUCUACAGAAGAAGGAGAAAUGAAAGUUUAUCAAUUCGGAGAUAUGAUAGUAUGGGCAGAACUUCCUGUGCUGAAGACUAUUUCAAGGAGACAGCGCUUCAGACUUUGUUCAGAUUGCCUAUUUUUCAAACAUUGCACAGCAACUCAAUCUGAACUCCUGAAAACCUUUGCAGAUAUUUCGUAGAGAAGAUCCAGAAUUCUGAAGGCUUCCAGUCUUUUCAGUUGGCAAGGACAAACAGGCUUGAGCUGUGUAUAUUUACAGUGUGUUUCGUUACUCAUCCUUUCCUAUCAAAGAUGAAAGAGCGAGAUCCUUGCAAACUGUAGGAAGCAUUUGUAGACUAAACCAUGGCAAAAUCUGAUGAAUACUUUGACUCCUUCAGACACUGCUGUAUAAAGAGAUAACAAGAAUGAACAUAAACCGUUGACACCAAGCAUGCUGCCUUGCCCAUCUACUUUCACUAAUGCAGCCAGCUAAUGAUUAAAACCAUCUAGUUUCUGAGGGCACUGACAGAAGUGCUCUGGAAUUUCACGCUGAAUUGAUUUAAGAGGUUAUCACUCCAGCUGUCAGCUAUGUUUCUUUAGCAGGGCUGGUUGAAGGAAAUGAAAGCUGACUUCCUGCUCAUCCCCACUCACAGCCUGGUAUCCUAACUUACACUGAAAUAUGCUGGCCAUCCUUUUCCAGGGAUGGCAAUCUCUGGCGAAAGGCAGGACUGACAGUUUGGUGCGGCAUCUGCCACCAGACACGAUCUGCUUUCGGCUCAUAUGCCCACAAUGCGUUAUGGUAGGGUCAGGGGCUGGUCUUUGUGGCAUCUCACAAAGGGCUUUCACCAAGUUAUGUGUGUUAUAUACUUGCAUCAACAGAAAGCGUGCUGAUUACUGGGAAUUGCAUUGUAUAGCAUAUGCAGUUGCCUCUUGCCUGGGGGAAGUAAACUCAUGGUUUUGAGGGUGCAUGUGGCUGGUCACACUGCCAUGGGUUCCACUCAUGCCUUUUGGAAGGGAGUGAGCAUGUUUUAAGUUCAUGUGUUGAAAGAGCAACUUCUUUCAUUUUGAGAAAUGAUUUUUUCUUUCCUUUUUCUUCAGUAGACUGUUUUUGUUUUGGUGUGUUCAAAAUCGAGGACUUUGAUGGUGUUAACCAUUCUUCACGUAUAGGGCAGACCUUAAAAUAUUUGCGGUAUUGAAGGCAUUUUUGAGAAUCUUUUUCUGUUUCUUCACAGAAAUGGGAGGUGGGGAAGUAUUUUCUGUCAGGUGCAUAAAAUAAAUUCAAGUCAGACAGGUUUUGAAGCUUCCAGAUAUCUAGAAGUAUGUGCUGCUCUUAAAGGACAGGUUUCACCAAAGCUCUGAAUGUGUUGCUGUCAGUCAUUUAGGUUUUUGCAUUCAUCUUUUACCUCUUCUGUUUUGCUGAUCCAGUCACUGGGAAUAAACCACAAUCUGUUUGCAGGAUAGCCUGCGUUUAGCAUUUUGAAGGUGUGUAAAUGUAUAGUUUUCAUGUAACAGCAUGUUAUUUAAUGUUAACAGAAACUGCAAAAUGUAAGGGAAGAAUUUAAAAAUAAAUGUCAAAUGAAUGGCUAGUUUUCAAGAUAUACCAUUCCCUGUGAAACUAGGCAUGAUUGAUGGAAGUCAAUCUUAUAUGGCCUGUUCUAUAGUGGCUUGCCCACUGUAAAGAGGUCUGGCAAACACAUGCCUUCAUGUCCCACACAUUCCUUUCACCCAUUUCAGGUAACUUCGUUUUGUGUCUUGAUGACUGACAGCACAGCCAAAAUUAAAGAGAUGACAGUUGCCUGCCAAAGCUCCCUUAUAGCUUUAUAAUUUGUCAAUUGACUGUGACAUUACCACUGUAUUGUUUUGUUUGUCUGGUAGCUUUUUACUGUUUAAUACUAAUGUGGAAAAUCUAGGUUAUGCAUUCAUUGAAAAUGUCAAUACAGCUACUAUAUCAUUAUCUUAAUAACCUGGGUCAAAUGCAGUGCUUGUGGACUGCUACGGAGCAGUCCUGUCUUCUUCAGAUCCUGUCAGAGUGCAUGGCCUUCAGCCCGAGAAAAUGCCGGGCAAUUGAAAUGACUUUCCUUCCAUGCAAUUUCCCUCCCUGAAAUGUCUCUUGCUUUCUGCACCAUUGCCCAUCACACACAGCUAAAUGGACAAACAUGAAACUGUUGUGCGUAUCAGUAUGAUGCACAUGCCAGAGUGUGUCAUGCAUAAUCUGAAAUUAUCUGCCCUUUUUCUGUUUGUUUGUUGACGGGUUUUCUCUGUCUGUGUAUUUGGGCUAUAAAUAUUACAUACAUUAAAUUUUUCUCUAAUCAAAUAUAAUACAACAGAUUCCUUCUGUUUUGAGUGGCUUCUUCCUCUCACGUUAUAUAGGUAUGUAAUAACAACUAAAUCACAGCUUUUAUAAUGUCUUAUAAGCAUGUUGUUUAAAAUUCUCAUUUGAGAAAACAGGCUCAGCAGGUGCUCUAUUUUUCUUUAAAUCCGUAGGUUGCCAGCAUGAAGUAACAGUGAAAGAUCCAAAAUAUGCACUUUUUUUGAAAGAGAAGGAGGUACAGAAAAUAAUACUUCAAGAGAAAUUUUGUUUUAAUAACCUUCGUGUGUAGAAGAAUUGCCUCCCGUGCUUCUUUGUCACUGCCACAUCAUUGUUGGCUUUUUGUUGGUGUUUCUAAGGAGACAGAUAUGGAGACCUUGCCUUGCCUUACAUUCACCAGUUAAAAAUCCCAACAAUUGAUCCUAACUUGUGAUAGGGUGUGGGAGACUUGGUCCUAGAGCUAUUAAACAGCAAAAACAACAAAAGCGAAACAAAAACAUAAAAAGCCGUCUAUAGUCAGAUGAAUGUUUCUACAUUCUUUUUCUUCAGUUCUUCUCCUGAAGCAUGAUGGUGCCUUACAUGUUUUUUUCCCCUCCAUUUCUGCUGCCUACACUUUUUUUAAAACACUUUUACUACCUGUAACAUGUAUGAAUUAGCACAUCUUCCUAAGAGAAGUACUAAUAGGCUUCUUCUUCACAGAAUAGAACAUUUAAAUAUGCUUCUGUUCAAGGCAGGACUGUAUUUCUUCCAUUCAGCUUUUGGCUACAGCUUUUGAAUUAUGCAAAACACUGUUUGUUGGAGGUCCUGUGAAUCUAGUAAAUAAUCUGGUUAUCUGGGCUGCAGCCUGAAAGCAAACUCCUGCAACAAGAGUUUUAUGAACAUGUUGCUCUCAAAUAGCAGCACUCACUUUGAAAUUCUUUCUUCUCCCGAGGUGAUUAUAAAAAAUAGAUUACCAUGAGAGGGCAGAUGUAUGAGUUCUCUGGCACCCUUUUUUUUUAUACAGUGAACGAUGCAAACCUGACCACUGCUUUCAAGAGGAAUGUUUCAUUCUUUGAAUACUGGACUAUAAACAAAUGUUUCAGACAUGUGAUACGGUGCUGUAUGUCACGACUCCCAAACUGCCUUUGCAUUUUGUGUGCAGUCUCUCUGCAUUACAAACCAUAAGUACUUGAGGUCAGAUAGUCAUUCCUUGUUCUUAUUAGAGCUUAUAGUUGUGUUUGCUUUCCGAGGAAAGCCUACAACUACCCAGAUGGAUUUGGUGUUUAAGAAUUGCCUGUAAAUACUUAAAAGGUUAUUACUUUGCAUAUUUGGUUAUCCAAAAUCUUUCAUUUCUGCUUGAUUUCUUGGGCCGAGAGCUAUAGCUAUGGUUAAAAUGCCAUGGUAGAAACCUCCGGGCUUUCUUUUAACCCAAGAUGUGGCUGUGUUAUUCGCAUCAGUGUGAAGGCAACCGCGUUGUGUAAUGUUGUCGUCUCAUUAGGUAAGCAGUUGACCAGAUACUUCAUUACUUACAAAUCCAUUGUAGAGAAAAAUCUCAGCAGCAAUACCGAACUUAAAAUCAAGCGUCUAUAUAUUUCGAUGAGUGACUUCUGAAAGCAGGCCAGACAGAAGCAAUUUGCACGUUGAAAUGUGACAAGCUCACAGUCUAGAAUUUUAAUCAAUGAGGCAUUUUAGCUCAUCUCCAUAUAUUAUUUAUGCUCGAAGACUAAUAUCAGAAUGAAAUAUGGCAAACUUGAUCUUCCCAAAGGAGAAUUUGGAGAGAGUAUAUAAAGACUCAGUGUGAUGAGGUUAGACACAGUGAGAAGCAUUCUGCCCCAUUACACUGUUAAUCAAACUGGUUGUUUACAUCAAAAGGUAUCUUUGUUACCACCUUUGAUUUAGUAGCAACCUCCCAAAAUGCUGGCACUCUUCCAAUUUCUUGUGUUAGACUUGAAUUCCAGAGGUUGAGCCUGCAGUGUUUUGCUUUAUGGAAAGUAAUUACUUUGCUGCUCUAAUUUGCGUGGUGAACUGGCUGUCGUGUGAAGUAGUUGCACUGCUCUGUACCACUUUCCUGGUGUUGGGAAACCUUCUUUGCCACUGUCACCUUUCACAGUGCUCUGAUCAAAGUAAAACAGGUCGUGCCACUGUGUACAUUACCAAAAUGUCCAGGGGGGUAUGCACAUUGCAUAGAACAUGGUCAUCUUAAAAGUACCAAGAUGACGUCCUUUGGCCGUCCUAUUGCAUAUAGGUGUCAUCUAUCAUUGCCUGUACUUCUACUACAUGUUAUAUGAAAAUUAUAGUUUAAUGUAUCGUUUUCUAGACUUGAUCAACAAAUAUGAAUUCAAAUAUAAUAAAAAGGAGUUUCUUACAUACUAAAAAGAAAUCUGCGUUCAUGAAAGGAACAUUGAGAUUGCUGGAAACUUCAAAGAUGAAUUUGAGAGACUGAGAAUGAUUGACUUGUAUUAAUGGGGGGAAAACUUUAUUCCCAGCUGGAGAGGAAACAGCACUGGCAGAAAAUCUUUGAAGCAUCUGUUCAUAGCAGAACAAUCUAGUCUUUGGGAUUCUGUUAAAUGAAUUAAAAUCAGUUUCCUUUCUCUUAACAUGCUGAAUUAACAAUAGGAGAGAAAGAGCGUUAAGACAGAAUUGUAAGAGUUUUGACUCAGUUAGUUCUUUCUAAAUGGAUAAACUUUAUUUUGGCUGGUGUUGAACGAGUAACUCACUACAAAUAAGUAAUUCAAAACGAAGAAGGGGUUUUUGCUUGUAAAAAGUUCAACUGCAUUAUUUAAAUACAUUCCAUACAUUUUUCUCUCCAGAGAGCAGGGAAAGGAAAAUGUAGUACCGUGGCUGUUCUCUCUUUUCAAGUGUGGUUAGAAAUCUCUUAAAUAUUAUUAUUAAUCCAGGAAAGGGGUGGAAGGUUGAGGUAAUUUUAAAUUUCCCAACGUUCUACCUGAGAACUCAGGCUAUUUCAGACAGCCUUCAAAGGAAAAUAGGUUGUAGGCAGCAAAACUGCAAGAGCCAUGUGUGUGGUUUGGUGCUAGUAAGGAGAAAAACUUGCUGGUGGUAUUUGUGUUUAUCACAGUGAAUAAUUGAUAAUUGCUGAUAAAUCACUUGAGCUGAUGGUGAGCUUGUACCUUCUUCUGUGGGUGUUUGUGGGUAAUUGCAGAUGGAUGUAGCUGCUCCAGUGGAUCGACUGACUGUCUCUUAUUCAUAUCAUAGCCUGCACAACUGUAGAGAAGACUGACGGUGACAGCACAGGGCUCAGGUCUGGGGCUGGCCUGGUACCUUCGGAGCACAGCUGGACACAAUUAAACCCAGACACCACUGCAUCCCUCUUGAAGACCCAGCGGAAGUCAGCUCUUCUCUCCCAAGCAGGGUGUGCACACACAAUUCUAAUGUGAAUUUUUUCAGUAAGAAGAUUAAACGCUGUCCUGGAAAAUAACCUGACUGUAGUGAGGAAGACAUAGUAGAAAAGUGAAUGUAUUACGUAGAGAUGGCUCUAUGGAUCUGGACUCUAAGCAUUUUGAGCUGCUUUUGCAUCACCUUUUCCAGAAGUGAGGAACUGAAAUUUUUUCAAAGUGCCACAGAGCUAAAUCACCUAACAGUGGAUAAUGACACUGGCAUAAUCUAUUUGGGAGUGGUAAACGCUCUGUAUCAGCUUACAGAAAAUCUGGUGGUACGAAUACAUGUGGAAACAGGGCCAAGAAAGGACAACAAAAAAUGCACACCUCCCAUUGAAGAAAAUCAAUGUAAGGAGGCAGUACUGACUGACAAUUACAACAAAUUAUUGUUGCUGAACAAGGAAAAUAAGACAAUUGUGGUGUGUGGAAGCCUUUUUAAAGGGAUUUGUGCCACCAGAGAUCUAGAAAACAUUACCAAAGUUAUGCAUUAUGUGGAAACUAGUGGAGAGAAGUCCUUUGUAGCAAGCAACGAUGAGAAUGUAUCGACGGUGGGGCUGAUCACUUCCUUGGACAAUGAUCAGGUGCUGUUUGUUGGGAAAGGGAAUGGACCAAAUGAUAAUGGGAUAAUAAUCAGCACUCGGCAGCUCCACGAGAAGGAUGGGAAAGACAUUUUUGAAAUGUAUUCGGACUCAGCAGCUGUUAAGUCAGCAUAUCAUUCUUCAAGCACACAACAAUUUGUGACAGUCUUUGAGGAUAAAAAUUACGUUUACUUCAUUUUUAACCAGCAAGAGAAGCAGCCUGUCAAUAACCGCACACUAAUUGCACGUCUUUGCAAAGACGAUGCCCAUUAUUAUUCCUACUUUGAAAUGGACUUGGGUUGCAAAGAUGAGGACGGUUCCUAUGAUCACUGUCAUUCUGCUUACGUCACCACCCCAGGAGAAGAGCUGGCCAAGAGCAUGGCUCAGCAAAGGCAAACUACAGAUUCUGCCUCAGAUGACAAAGUGCUCAUUGCACUCUUCAGCAAAGUAAACAAAGAUAAUGGCUCCCUAAAAUCUGCCAUGUGUGUGUUUUCGUUGAGGCACAUCAAUGAAAAAAUGGAGAAAAACCGGGAUGAUUGCUACACAAAUAAGAAUACCAGCAUGUUUUACAAACUCUUUGCAGUAGAAAACCCAUGUGGACAACAUGGACAGAAUGCAAGCAAAAAUUUCCCCUGUGGCUCUGAACACUUACCAUACCUCUUGGGAAGUAAAAAUGGUGUUAUAGAGAAGCCAGUAUUACAAAAAGAAGGGAUGAAUCUCACGGCUGUUACAGUGACUGUGGAGAAUGGGCACACCGUGGCCUUUCUGGGGACUUCGGAUGGAAAAAUUCUUAAGGUGUUCCUGUCAUCCACUGUAAUCGAGUACAGCUCUCUGACUAUUGAACUAAAUAAACCCAUAAAGAAUGAUCUGGUCCUUGACAAAACCCAAGAAUAUCUAUAUGUGAUGACCACAGACAAGGUGCAUCGCCUUCCCGUACAGCAGUGCCACAAGUAUUCAGACUGUGAGAAGUGCACGCAGGCUCAGGACCCGUACUGCGGCUGGUGUGUGCGGGAGGGCAGGUGCACAAAGAGGGCAGACUGUGAAAUGGCUGAUAAGGAGAACGACUGGCUCUGGAGUCCAAGUGGCACAUGUAUGACUAUCAUCAGUGCAGACCCUCAAAACAUGAGUCGUAGAGCCCCUGCUAAGGUGAAACUCACAGUAAGUCCACUGCCAACUUUGAGCACCAGUGACAAACUUUGGUGUACCUUUGGUGAAACAAGCCAUCGUGCUCAAUUAAAUGAAGGAGUUAUUAUCUGUGACCCACCUGAUAUGAUUCCGCCAACACCGAAAGGUCAAGAUCACGUUUCAGUUCCAUUACAGUUAACCUUUGGAGAGAACAAGAUAUUUUUUGCAUCACAUACUUACCCUUUUUAUGACUGUGAAGAAGCAAUGAAUCUUUAUGAAAACCAGCCAUGCUAUUCUUGUGCAAGCAAUAGAUGGAAUUGCCAGUGGGACUGGAAGAAACAUAUCUGUGAAGAAUCUUCUUCAGCACAGGAUGUGAUCAAACAAAAUAUGGAAGAAGAAUGCCCACAGUUUCUAAACCCUAACCCAUCAAUAAUACCUAUGGAGUACCGAACAACAGUGCAUUUUGAGGGAAGACAUCUAGCUUAUUAUCAGGAUGAAAAAUUUAUGGUUGGAAACAGCCAAUUUGAAUUUGAAGCUUCUGUUGAGGCAGCAGAUGAAGGAAGAUUUUCAUUCACGACUAAAGAGUUCUCCUAUAGUGCAAAUGAAACCUUAAAACUUAAAUUAUCCAUGAGAACGGGGAAGGUUAAGAUUGACAGCAAACUGAUGGUGACUCUGUACAAUUGCUCCUAUGGAAGAAGUGAUUGCAGUUUGUGUCUUGCCGCCCAUGAAGACUAUAAGUGUGUCUGGUGUGAAGAGGAUGGCAAGCCAAGCAAGUGUGUGUAUGAGAAGCUGUGUCGUGCUCCUCCCACCAACACGUGUCCUCAUCCAGAAAUCACUCGCAUUGAGCCAAAGACUGGACCACUGGAUGGUGGAAUUCUUUUGACCAUAAUGGGAUCUAAUUUGGGAAUAAAAGCAGAAGAUGUAAAAAAUAUAACGGUGGCAGACAAGGAAUGUGUUUUCAAGGAGGAAUUCUACUCUGUUUCCACAAGGAUUGUGUGUCAAGUUGGAGAAAUGAAGGUUCCUAAACAAGGUCAAAUUGAAGUUAACAUCAAUGGAAAAUUAGGUAAAUCACCAAGUGAUGUGCAGUUUACAUACCAGGACCCUCACCCUACUGGCAUAAGACCUCAAAGUGGUCCACAAGCAGGUGGAACCACACUUACCAUCACUGGUAUGAACCUGGCAACUGGUUCCAAGAAGGAUGUUCGUGUUCUUCUCGGUAGCCAGCCUUGCAAUGUCACUGAAUUUGGAGAUGAGAUUGUUUGCAUUACGGGACGUAAUAGCAAGGUUGAAGCUGUUGGAGUCACAAUGCACUAUGGGGGAACAAAAAUUGUUGUACCAGUGCAUUUUUCAUACAGUGAGAAUCCUACUGUCACCAAAUUCAAGCCCAUAAAUAGCUUCAGCAGUGGAGGGAGAAAUAUUACGGUAACUGGAACUGGGUUUGAACUCAUCCAGAGUUUCUCACUGAUGGUACAUGCGGAGCGUCCAGAAGCAGGCAAACUGAGCUCCAAAACGUUUGUUGGAAACUGUGUUACAAGACUUAAUGAAACCACAGUGGUUUUUUCUUCACUACCAGUAUUGGAAGAUCCAGAAAACUAUAACAUUACCACUAUUAUUCUAAUGGAUCAUUAUCAGUUGGUUGUAAAAAAUGAGAGCCAUUCAUUUACGUAUGUUGCAGACCCGACUUUUGAAAAUUUCACAGAUGGCAUCAAAAAGCAAGUCAACAAACUUAUAAAUGCAAAGGGCAGUAACCUGAACAAAGCCAUGACGAUAGAUGAGGCCCAGGCUUUUGUAGGUGAUGAGCCAUGCAACAUAAAAACACUGACCGAAACAGACUUAUAUUGUGAGCCACCUGAAGUACAGCCACAACCAAAGAAAAGGCAGAAGAGGGAUAUGAUCAAUAACCUUCCAGAAUUCAUUGUGAAGUUUGGACUCCGUGAAUGGGUCCUUGGAAGGGUGGAAUAUGAUACACGUGUGAGUGACAUCCCCCUGAAUCUUAUUUUGCCACUGGUACUUAUUCCUAUGAUAGCAAUCAUCAUCAUUUCUAUCAUCUGUUACAGACGGAAGAGCCAGCAAGCAGAACGAGAGUAUGAAAAAAUUAAAUCACAACUUGAAGGCCUGGAGGAGAGUGUCAGAGACCGGUGCAAGAAGGAAUUCACAGAUCUAAUGAUAGAGAUGGAGGAUCAGACAAAUGAUGUAAACGAAGCUGGAAUCCCAGUACUGGACUACAAAACGUACACAGACAGAGUCUUCUUCUUGCCUUCCAAAGAUGGGGAGAAGGACGUGAUGAUUACAGGGAAGCUGGACAUUCCAGAGGCUCGGCGGCAGACUGUGGAGCAGGCUCUGAACCAGUUCUCCAACCUCCUCAAUAGCAAAUCAUUUCUCAUUAAUUUUAUUCACACUCUGGAAAACCAAAGGGAGUUCUCUGCUCGAGCUAAAGUGUAUUUUGCCUCUCUACUGACGGUCGCUUUACAUGGAAAACUAGAAUACUAUACUGACAUCAUGAGGACUCUGUUCUUAGAACUGAUGGAGCAGUACGUGGUGGCCAAAAACCCAAAGUUGAUGCUAAGAAGAUCUGAAACAGUUGUUGAGAGAAUGUUGUCUAACUGGAUGUCUAUUUGUUUAUAUCAGUACCUCAAGGACAAUGCUGGGGAGCCUCUUUACAAAUUGUUCAAAGCCAUCAAACACCAGGUAGAAAAAGGUCCAGUGGAUGCUGUACUGAAGAAAGCCAAGUAUACACUGAAUGAUACAGGCUUACUAGGAGAUGAUGUUGAGUAUACACAGUUGACAGUAAAUGUGUAUGUACAAGAUGGAGGAACUGAUUCUACACCUGUGAAAGUGCUGAACUGUGAUACUAUAUCGCAAGUAAAGGAAAAGAUAAUAGACCAAGUCUAUCGAAAUCUGCCGUGUUCUCAGUGGCCAAAAGCUGAGAGUGUAGCUCUUGAGUGGCGUCCAGGUUCUACUGCACAGAUCCUCUCAGACUUGGAUUUAACAUCCCAAAGAGAUGGCAGAUGGAAACGUAUCAACACACUGAUGCAUUAUAAUGUCCGAGAUGGUGCCACACUCAUCUUAUCAAAAAUGGGAAUUUCCCAGCAGCCAGAGGAUAAUCAGCAAGAUGUCCCAGGGGAAAGGCACGCGCUUCUGGAAGAUGAAAAUAAGGUCUGGCACCUAGUCCGGCCCGUAGAUGAAAUUGAUGAAAGCAAAUCGAAGAGAGGCAGUGUGAAAGAAAAAGAAAGAACCAAAGCUAUUACAGAAAUCUACCUGACAAGACUUCUGUCUGUGAAGGGAACACUUCAGCAGUUUGUAGAUGACUUCUUUCAUAGUGUGCUCAACUCAAACCAUGUAGUGCCACCAGCUGUGAAAUACUUCUUUGACUUUCUUGAUGAGCAAGCAGAAAAACAUGACAUCAAGGAUGAAGAUACCAUUCACAUCUGGAAAACAAACAGCUUGCCUCUUAGAUUCUGGGUAAACAUACUGAAAAAUCCCCACUUCAUCUUUGAUGUUCACGUUCAUGAAGUAGUGGAUGCUUCCUUGUCAGUCAUUGCACAGACUUUCAUGGAUGCUUGCACAAGAACAGAGCACAAAUUAAGCAGAGAUUCUCCAAGUAAUAAAUUACUUUAUGCGAAAGAGAUCUCUAAUUAUAAGAAAAUGGUGGAAGAUUACUACAAAGGUAUUCGUCAGAUGGUACCAGUUAGCGACCAAGAUAUGAAUACCCAUCUAGCAGAAAUCUCUAGGGCACAUACCGAUUCCUUAAACACGCUUGUGGCUCUACACCAACUCUACCAGUACACUAACAAAUACUAUGAUGAGAUUAUAAAUGCACUUGAAGAGGAUCCAGCUGCACAAAAAAUGCAGCUCGCCUUCCGUUUACAGCAAAUAGCAGCUGCGUUAGAGAAUAAAGUGACUGACCUUUGACUCGAAAGCCGCAAUAAAGAAAUCUGAUCUGAAGAUGUUCAAAUUCAUUCUUCCUAUUAAGGAAAUAGUGUUCUAUUUUUUAAUGUGUAAUUACAACUUUAAAUGAAAGAUUUCAUGUUUUUUUGAUAGCAGAGGUGUAAUGUAAAAAAUUUUUACUGUAAAUUAUGCUUCUAAUUAAAAGCUGUGUUGUGUGUAAAUGAAUCUUCUGUGGGAAGGAGAGUCCUUUGGCUGGGGGCAGGGUGGGGGGCGGAGGAAGGCAAGUCUGUAGUUCAGUUAAUUGCAUAGAAUCUAAAACAUCAGCAUUUAGAAUUCAUUAUGCAAGUAAACUCAAUAUUAUAGCAUCCUUUAUAUUUUAAGCAAUAUUUGUACUAGGAAAAUAACAGCAUAUUCAGAGAACCAUGCAAUAUCCCUUUUUAUUUUGAUAACUGGAAAUUGACUUCCGCGUAGCUCCAAAACUUCGUCUGUGCUCAUAAUGAACGUAGUAAACAACGUGUCCGAUUCCUCUGUGAGAUCUGCAAAUGGGUUUUGCUGCCACACACAGUUCUUACGUUAAUUAUUUAUGCCCACGGUAAUGCACAGUACUGCGCCCAGCACGGUUGGCUGCGACGGAACUGACAGUGAUGCCGUGGCUGUGAGGAGUUUUCUCCUGAAAGAGGGUCUCUUUUGGUUCAGAAAUCACCGCAAAGGAGUAUUAAAUCUUCACGACCCUUUGUUAUCAAUGUGAGUUUUAUGAUAUAUGCUAAUGUGCCUUACUUGUACUAAUUCUGUGAAUCUGAUGAAUGGUUUUGUAAAAAGAAGCAGAUCAGAAAAAGAAAUAUUUAUGUGCUAUUGAAUGACUUUUGUGUGAAAACCAUGACCAGCAGAAUGCUUGUAAUUAGCCGCUUGCCGAGAGUGUGUUGUUUAACAUGAUCUGAUUAUGUAUAAUAUCUUAUUUUAGAAUGGUUCUGAUGAUUUUUUUUUAUUAUUUGGAACUGUCCUAGGGUUACCAUCACUUGUUUUUAUUGUAUUUGUGAUGUAAAAUACUAGUACAAUAUUGGAAAACCUGUAUGCCCACGUGUUGAAAACCACUCCGUUUUGAGACUUGGAAUUCCACAUCUGAUCAAACAACACCAUCAACCCAUAGCAAAGACAGUCAAAAUCACUAGUCAGAAGUGUGCGCUUACAACGUAUGUAAGCUACAUACAAAUCCAAAAGCUCGGUACGCCUUCUUCAAUUGCUGUAUUGCACAUCAGAGUUCUUCGUUCCCUUUUGUCUCGCCAGCGUUGGCAGUGAAGUAGCAUUUUAAGGAAGCGCUGCCAUUGGUGUGAGUUCACUCCCUGCCCUGCCCAGCGCCCACCACCAGCUUCAGCCAGCUGACCCAGGCAGCCACAAGACCAUAAGGUCAGUUCUACCGUUGGCUGAUUUGUAUUUUUUUCCUUUCUGAAAGCUUCCUGGUAUUUGGCAGCGGAUCUUCCCAUCAGCUUCAGAAAUGGAAAGCCUCACCAGUGCUGGUCCUGUGGGCUGGGAGGGCUUUUGUUUUGGGUUUUUUGUCCUCGAUUUGUUGCAUUUGCGUAUAACCGUUCCUGACCUUGCCUGGGCUGUAAGUUAUUGUACACUGUGUAGGACUGAGGUACAUGACUGCUACAUAAAGCUGCUUUGCCAGCUACUUCAUCAACAAAAGCAUCUUAAUUUCAUGGCUAAUCUGUUUCUUUGUCGUUAUUUGUAAAUCCUGUUAAUUGUAAAUCAAAUACAAUGUUGUUUUUUUUUCCA
Molecule: messenger RNA, 36495 nt
Organism: Gallus gallus (chicken)
Lineage: Eukaryota; Metazoa; Chordata; Aves; Galliformes; Phasianidae
Gene: PLXNB2
Product: plexin B2
Exons: 38
Coding region: 29209-34746 (1845 amino acids)
Biological process (GO): positive regulation of axonogenesis; regulation of cell migration; semaphorin-plexin signaling pathway involved in axon guidance
Cellular component (GO): semaphorin receptor complex
Molecular function (GO): semaphorin receptor activity; protein binding
Source: RefSeq, a predicted model, not a curated record